UUCAAGAGCUGCACUUGCCAGCAUAGGUAACAGUGAGGACGUUUCCUUAACAGGACAUUUGACAUCUUCUGUGGUUGGCCAGUCACACACAGACUCGUCUCUGAGGAGUGGAGAAAAGCUCAAGAAUCUUUUUAAUAUGAGAAUCUCGGCAAAAUGAUACUUUCCGUGUUCGUUUUUAGUCUGUCAUGUGCACUCCUAGGAGGAGCAGCUCAGGUGGCUGAACAGAAAUUGUCCUCAUAUGUUCAUCAAGAGAGUGGCAUUGUUGUGGCUAAGGUUGGGGAUGAAGUAACUCUGAAGUGUUUCUACAAUGAUUUUGCCAGAUUUUACUGGUACAAACAAGCACUGGGACAGACACCUACGCUCAUCUCUAGCUUUUACAAGUUUGACAGAAAUGGCACCUUUUACAACGAAUUCAAGAACAACCCCCGCUUCACGCUAGAUAGCGGCAGCGGCAAAAAUCACUUGACGAUAACAGAUUUGCGUGCAUCAGACUCAGCUACCUACUACUGCGCAAGUAGCUAUACCUUUAUCUUUGAAUUUAGUAGAGGAACAUUUCUCAGUGUGGGGGAUUCUGGAUUGAACGUCCAAGAUUCGGUUCAUCAGUCUUCAUUUGAGAAUCUGAUGACAGAAGGCUCUGUGACUCUGAACUGCACAGUACGCACCGGGACCUGUAAGGGAGACCACAGCGUGUACUGGUUCAGAAACUCUGAGGAAUCUCAUCCGGGAGUAAUUUACAUCCAUGGACACAGAAAUGAUCAGUGUGAGAGGAACCCCAACGCACAAACACAUACUUGUGUCUACAACUUGCCCAGGACGAAUGUGAACCACGCUGGGACCUACUACUGUGCUGUUGCUGCAUGUGGACACAUUGCGUUUGGAAACGGGACCAAGGUGGAUUUUAAGGAUGGGGACGACCUUCUUUUCAGGGUGUAUUUCUGGAGCGGGGCUUCGGCAUUCACCACCAUUCUGAGUGUUCUGCUGACUUUCUUAGUGUGCAAGAUGAGCCGGAGCAACAGCUCCCCUUAUAGAGAUUCUCAAGAAAGAUUUCCAACUUCAUCCAAAACAAAUGUUAAGGGUUACCAAAAUGGAGACUACCGUUAUUACAUUGCUUUGAGGCAGAUAAGGAUCAACAAAUCAAGGAGGCCAAGGGAUAACACGUGGAGUGAAUGUGUGUACUUUGGUGGAAAGUAGUAAAUGGGUUUUACCACACGUGAUCUUGGUAGGUACAUUUUGAAAGUGUAAUCUUGGUCAUGGUUAAGAAACCAGGACCAUUUCCUUACGUCAUUUCGUGCGGUCAGGUGUGAACUCUGCGACCGCACUCCGUCCUGAAACAAAAGAAAUCAGCUGACCUCAGAUAAAGAGAGGGGUUUCUGAUGCGACUACCCUUGGAAUUAUAUCACCAAGCUGCAUUUCACCUGAUGUUUUGUGUCUUGUGGAAGAGUUUGCACCUGAUCUUUUCGUGUUUUUCCUGGCUGCAGCAAACUUUUCUUGCUAUGCCUAUGCCCUAGAUGGAUGAUCAAUCUAAACAUGUGGUUCAUAUACAGAACCUAUGCAUACGCAACCACAGAACAACAAUGAAUGCUAGUGCCCACGCUCGUAUAUUGUUGAUUACAUUAUUUUCAAAAAUCCUAUAUUUACCAACCAUACUGUUGGAAAGAACUUUUUAUCAAUUGCCCUCUGACCACGGACUGAACCAUAAGUUGCCUUUUCAGACAUGUAGUAAACAACAGACUGUCAGCGUGAGUGACCUUCUUACUGUCGGACUUUAGAUUUUUAUGGAAGCUAGCAAGACCGUACAUGAGGACGAGGACACAUCUGUAAUGAUGAUGACUGCUUUUUUUUCUGAUUUUACUCUUGUAUGCAUUUGCAAAUAAAAGAGCGCAAAGUAACACACAGACAAGCAGAUACAAUUAAGAAGUAGGUACAUUCCAUGCAAUGUUGACCAAUACAUCCAUUCCAUGAUGUGAAUUCUCCCUACAAAACAUGGUCUGCCGGGUACAUAGACCAGGACUGCAGCUUUAAAGUGAUAUACUGUACACAAAGCUUCGUCUUACAUAUACGUAAUUAAACAAGUUUUUACAAAUA
This is a messenger RNA of Mugil cephalus (flathead mullet), 2085 nucleotides long. RefSeq lists its product as uncharacterized. Bases 154 to 1191 code for a protein of 345 amino acids. The record is from RefSeq and is a predicted model, not a curated record. NCBI's taxonomy places the organism in Eukaryota, Metazoa, Chordata, Actinopteri, Mugiliformes, Mugilidae. The transcript has 5 exons. Gene Ontology annotation, biological process: response to bacterium.